CUCUCUCUUGUCACUCUACUCCGCUCCAUCUCUCCUUCGUCUCCCGUGUGUCACUCACACUAGGCUACUGCAGAGGCAGAGGCAGAGGCAGAGCAAGAGCAGCAGCAAUGGCGUCGCGAAUGCUCAACGCGUCAACUCUCCAUCUUCUGCGCUCCCUAUGCCUCCUCCUCGCCGCAUCGGCGACGGUCGCCGCGCGCCGCCACAGCCCACCGGCGUCCAGGCCCGGGCAUAGCAUGUACCUGGCGCCGAGCUGCCGGGCGCACACGGCAUCGCUGGCGGACUUCGGCGGCGUGGGCGACGGCACGACGUCCAACACGGCGGCGUUCCGGUCGGCGGUGGACCACCUGUCGCAGUACUCUGGCAAGAGCGGCGGCGGCGGCAUGCUGUACGUGCCGGCGGGGAAGUGGCUGACGGGGCCAUUCAACCUGACCAGCCACUUCACCCUCUUCCUCCACAGCGACGCCGUCAUCCUCGGCUCACAGAACAUAACCGAAUGGCCAAUCAUCGAUCCUUUGCCUUCUUAUGGAAGAGGGAGGGACAAAAUUGGUGGACGGUACGCUAGCCUCAUCGGUGGAUCAAACCUCACCGACGUAGUCAUUACUGGCAGCAACGGGACAAUAGAUGGGCAGGGUGCGAUAUGGUGGUCGAAAUUUCACAAGAACCAGCUCAAGUACACGCGCGGGUACCUCAUCGAGCUCAUGCACUCCGACACCAUCUUCAUCUCCAACAUCACGCUGCUCAACUCGCCGGCGUGGAACAUUCACCCGGUCUAUAGCAGCAACAUCGUGGUGCAAGGCAUCACCAUCCUCGCGCCGACGCAUUCUCCCAACACCGACGGCAUCAACCCUGACUCGUGCUCUCAAGUUCGCAUCGAGGACUGCUACAUCGUGUCGGGCGACGACUGUGUGGCGAUCAAGAGCGGGUGGGACGAGUACGGCAUCGCGUACGGCAUGCCGAGCCAGCACAUCGUGAUCCGGCGCCUGACGUGCGUGUCCCCGACGAGCGCGGUGAUCGCGCUGGGCAGCGAGAUGUCCGGCGGCAUCCAGGACGUGCGCGCGGAGGACAUCACGGCCAUCAACUCCGAGUCCGGCGUGCGCAUCAAGACCGCCGUGGGGCGCGGCGCGUACGUGCGGGACGUGUUCGUGCGCGGGAUGAGCCUGAACACCAUGAAGUGGAUGUUCCGGAUGACGGGCAACUACAAGGACCACCCCGACGGCAAGUACGACCCCAACGCCAUCCCCGUGGUGGAAAACAUCAGCUACCAGGACGUGGUGGCCACCGGCGUGAACAUUGCGGCGCGGCUGGAGGGCAUCCAGGGCGCGCCUUUCAAGGGCAUCUGCAUCGCCAACGUGACGGCGGCGCUGGCCAAGUCCAGGAAGUACCCGUGGACGUGCACCGACGUGGAGGGCGUGUCGGCCAACGUGAGCCCGGCGCCGUGCGAGCCGCUGCGGGGCACGCACAACGGCGCCUGCCCCUUCCCGACCGACACGCUGCCCAUCGACAAGGUCACCGUGCAGCAGUGCGCCUACGACGUCCCCGGCAACACCGGCGGCAGCAACUGAAGUUUCGAGCUCCAUGCUUGCUUUGCCUUGCUGAUACAAGAAACAAGACUAGACCACUAGCCUAAGUAGUAGUAGAGCUUUGCUUACACAUGCUCCUCCAAGUAAUCUGAAACCAAUAACCAUCCCAUCCAUUUGGUGAAGAUGAAGAUGACAAGGGUGGCUACAUCUGAUGCUUUAGUUUUCACAUGUCAAUCUGUCUGCAACUUGCUCAUUGUCACUGAGCUGUUGUUCAGUUUUCUCGUAUAUAAGAUAAUUACCAAAACUGUUUGAAGA
Molecule: messenger RNA, 1835 nt
Organism: Phragmites australis (common reed)
Lineage: Eukaryota; Viridiplantae; Streptophyta; Magnoliopsida; Poales; Poaceae
Product: probable polygalacturonase
Exons: 6
Coding region: 108-1562 (484 amino acids)
Biological process (GO): carbohydrate metabolic process
Molecular function (GO): polygalacturonase activity
Source: RefSeq, a predicted model, not a curated record